AUGUCGGCUUGGACAGGUACCAUUUUUGGAGGAAAAAACUGGAAAAAUUCGAAUAUGUUCAUCGUCUUCACAAUGUCCCACCGGUUACUACUGCAGUGA
This is a messenger RNA of Enterobius vermicularis (human pinworm), 99 nucleotides long. The record is from the annotation of a GenBank genome assembly. NCBI's taxonomy places the organism in Eukaryota, Metazoa, Nematoda, Chromadorea, Rhabditida, Oxyuridae.